UUUGACAAGAUGCGCCAAACCUUCACGUUUGGUUGAUCUUUUUGCAUUUGCACUUAAUUCCACUCCACCAGCCGUUGCUAAUCGAACCAGUCCCAGUAUGCGGCUGUGAAAGAAUAUCAACGCAUUUUUUGUAAAUGGUUUCCUCCGGGCACCGGUUUCGAAAUUCAAAAGAGUUUAGAGGAUAAAUGGUGGAGGGUAACUGAAGUCAAUUCUGAUUAUUCCUUAUGUUCAACCUAUCCAUCUCACCUGAUAGUCCCACGCACCAUAAGUGAUGAAGAGCUACAAGAAAUGUCUACCAGCCGAGCUCUUAGUCGCUUCCCUGUUAUUUCCUGGUGUGAUUUUGCAUCUGGAGCCGUCCUGGCAAGGUCUUCUCAGCACAUGGGAAUCAAGAAUCUUAAGAAGUAUGAGGAUGAAAAACUUGUAUCUGCCCUUUGCACUCCAGGAAUUCAUCGCACAGACCUUAUAAGGAAACUAUACAUAGUUGAUGCCCGGCUAGGGGUCAGCGAUUUAGGAAAUGGUAGGGGAUCAGAGUCAGUUUGUUCCUAUCCGAAAUCUGAGGUUGUCUAUCUUGGAAUUGAAGAUAUAUAUGAAAUGAGAGCUAGUUUUUCAUCUCUCUGGAAGUAUGUUGAUACUUAUGGAUCAAUUUCAUCAAAUAGACCCCCUUCAGCUGGAUCUGUCAUUGGAGACCUGGUAAAUCAUGGCUUAGCCUGGGGCGGCGGAAUUAUAAAUAGCAUGACAAUUUUUUCUAUUCGGGAGGAAUGGCUAAAUCAUAUUCAUAUUAUCCUCAUUGGUGGUUCAUGGAUUGCUGAAAAAAUUGCCCAUGAAUCAGCUUCAGUUCUAGUGCAUUGCAGCGAUGGCUGGGACAGAACAACACAGUUAGUUGGACUUGCUGCGCUCCUGCUUGAUCCGUAUUAUCGAACGUUCACUGGAUUUCAGGCGCUUGUGGAAAAAGAUUGGCUAGCUUUUGGCCAUCAAUUUGCAGAUAGGAUGGGUCUUCCAACAAUAGCUAUAGGAGGCCGGCCUGCAAAUCCUUCGGUUAAAUCUCAGCCAUCAGAUAAUAAAACUUCACCAGUACUGUUGCAGUGGCUUGAAUGUAUUGCUCAGUUGUUGCGCAUGUACCCAUCUGCAUUUGAGUUCUCAACUGUAUUCCUGGUUGACUUUAUUGAUGCUGUGUUAUCAUGCCGUUUUGGGAACUUCCUAUGCAAUAGGGAACUAAUCUAG
Messenger RNA from Triticum aestivum (bread wheat), 1221 nucleotides. RefSeq names its product phosphatidylinositol-3-phosphatase myotubularin-2-like. NCBI's taxonomy places the organism in Eukaryota, Viridiplantae, Streptophyta, Magnoliopsida, Poales, Poaceae. Gene Ontology annotation, biological process: phosphatidylinositol dephosphorylation. Bases 289 to 1221 code for a protein of 310 amino acids. The transcript is spliced from 11 exons. The record is from RefSeq and is a predicted model, not a curated record. Gene Ontology annotation, molecular function: phosphatidylinositol-3-phosphate phosphatase activity; phosphatidylinositol-3,5-bisphosphate phosphatase activity. Gene Ontology annotation, cellular component: cytoplasm.